Molecule: messenger RNA, 717 nt
Organism: Drosophila innubila
Lineage: Eukaryota; Metazoa; Arthropoda; Insecta; Diptera; Drosophilidae
Gene: MagR
Product: iron-sulfur cluster assembly 1 homolog, mitochondrial
Exons: 5
Coding region: 77-472 (131 amino acids)
Biological process (GO): iron-sulfur cluster assembly
Cellular component (GO): cytoplasm; mitochondrion
Molecular function (GO): 2 iron, 2 sulfur cluster binding
Source: RefSeq, a predicted model, not a curated record
AGUAAACACUUUUCGAAACUCUGUGAAAUUGUUGAAAUUGUAAGCAAUAACAAAUUAUAUAAAUCUCGAAAAUAAAAUGGCAACACGUGUUGUGGCAACAGCAACGGUGCGCGCUGUUACAGGACGCAAAUUAAUAGCGACACGAGCCGCAUUAACGCUGACACCAGCUGCAGUGCAACGAAUCAAAUCACUGCUGCAGGAUAAGCCAGGUGUUAUCGGUCUCAAGGUUGGUGUGCGUCAACGAGGAUGCAAUGGACUUUCCUACACACUCGACUAUGCCAACAGCAAAGCAGAUAAAAUGGACGAGGAAGUGUUGCAGGACGGCAUCAAGGUGUUUAUUGACAAGAAGGCGCAACUAUCUUUGCUAGGAACCGAAAUGGAUUUUGUGGAAUCGAAACUCUCGAGUGAGUUUGUGUUCAACAAUCCGAAUAUUAAGGGCACCUGUGGUUGCGGCGAAUCGUUCAGCAUGUAGAGAGAGAUGAAUCCAGUGCCAUUAUCUCUACAGAACCGCACCCGCCUCGCAAAAUAGAAACACCUAAAUUAUCUAAGUUUACGUAGAGAUUACAGCUUGUUAAUUUUUCUAACUGUUAUUUGCGAAAUAUGGGCAAUUGUUUUAAGGUGCUUCCUCAAAACAAAGUGUUGUGCCACAUGCGACACCAAUCAAUUGUACUAAAAAAAAAAUGAAGAAUUAAAUAUGCUUAAGAUUUGUUUUCUGUA